AUGGCGGACGCUGAGCUUGAGGAGAUCAGAAGAGCCCGUCUGGCGCAGCUGCAACAGCAGGCCGGUGCACGAGGAAGUCCAGCUGGAGGAUCCGGUCAAGAUGAGCAGAGACACAAGGAGCUAACCCCGACACUCUCCAACAGACAAGCCGCCGAAGAACGUCGCGCCGCCAUCCUAAACCAGAUCCUCGAACCCGCCGCUGCCGACCGGCUCGGUCGAAUCCGCCUCGUCAAGGAAUCGCGCGCCACCGACGUCGAAAAUCGACUCAUCAUGCUCGCCCAGACCGGCCAGCUACGGCAGAAAGUCACCGAAGACCAGCUCAAGGAACUUCUGAAUGCGGUCGCGGAGAACCAGCGUGAAGAGGAACAGAAGAUUGUGAUUAAUCGUCGGAAGGGCGGUUGGGAUGAUGACGACGAUCUGUUGGAUUUGUGA
Paecilomyces variotii is the source of this 432-nucleotide messenger RNA. RefSeq names its product putative dsDNA-binding protein PDCD5. The transcript is spliced from 4 exons. Gene Ontology annotation, molecular function: DNA binding. Bases 1 to 432 code for a protein of 143 amino acids. Gene Ontology annotation, cellular component: cytosol; nucleus. The record is from RefSeq and is a predicted model, not a curated record. NCBI's taxonomy places the organism in Eukaryota, Fungi, Ascomycota, Eurotiomycetes, Eurotiales, Thermoascaceae.